This is a messenger RNA of Peronospora belbahrii, 669 nucleotides long. Lineage: Eukaryota; Oomycota; Peronosporomycetes; Peronosporales; Peronosporaceae. The record is from the annotation of a GenBank genome assembly.
AUGGCAGAUGAUGAUGCAAUAAUACGUCGACGUUUACUUACUCGUACUAGUACCGUUGGCAAGACAGGGAUUAAGAAAUGUGCAGAGACAAUGUUAACACUUGUGGACUUAUUAAUGGACAAAUCAGUGGACGAUGUUACGUGUAAACAGGAAAUGGAAGCAUUGUAUUGGGAAAUGGAACAUUUAGAAUUUGAAGCCAAGAAGACGGAGAUUUGGAACUAUACGUGUGAUCGAGAAUUGGAAGAGUACGAGACGUUAAAUCGUGAGAUUGAUGCGUCAAUUACUAAAGUGAUGAAGGAGAUUGAAGAAUUAAAGCAAAAAAUGAUCAAAGAAAAGAUGAUACGUGCGUACAAGGAAGAAUACGAAUCCAUUGCUCGGGUUGUUAAUGAACUACCGUCCAGGAAAGAAAUUCUUGUGGACAUUCAAGAUGAAAACAAACGACUGGAAGACGCUACGACAGCCCUUGAGGCAGUAGAUGGGAAACUGGAUAUGCGUAUAAAGCAGUUUGCACUGUUGAUGAGCACCAUUCAGAAUUUAAAAGCUACACUGGAUGAAGAUACUGUGGUACACGAGGAUGAACGGCAAGAGGAUGAGGACAUGGAGGAGGAGGUGGAGGCCAAGAAUGCUGUUUCCGUCAAUGAAAAUGGUCGAUCACCGUCAGCUUCAUGA